AUGAUAGAAAUUUGUUAUGCGUAUUCGGGCAUAACACCGGUCAAUUAUGAGCCGUUCCUAUCCCCAGCUCUUAACAAAAAAAUUGGUCGAUUUGCCAACACUGUUUAUAGAUAUAUUGAACCGAUUUUACCAAAGGACAAAAUGAUAAAUUCUGUUACCUUGUCUAGAGUACUUCAGGUUUAUCAAUUACGUAAAAAAGAACACGGAAUUUUCGAAUACAUAAAUAAUUAUAUUGACAAGAUCAAAGCUUCCAAUAUCCCAAUUACUCCAUUUUGUCCUUGUCAAAACUCUGAGUCGAAGGUCAAUAAUAGUGGUUGGUGUGAAUCUUGCGGAUUAGGUCUGGUGCCUGGUAUCAUGCUUCCUCCUUGGACCAGUGGGCAUCCAGAAAUUAAUAGGAUUCUCUUUCGUACUCAAAUUGAAUCUAAUCAUAUUUUUGAUCAUAUCGAAUGGAUCAAUUAUGAUAGGUUUACAGAUGUUAAAAAAAUUAUAGGAGAGGUUUAUUCCGCUUCUUGGGUAGACGGACCGAUGUGUUUAUACGGAAUGGCAAGAAAUGGCGCUCAAAAUGUGAUUAUUAAAAGCCUUGGAAAAUCUUCUGCUAAUGUGACCCCCGAGUUUCUUCAUGAGCUUGAAUUAUACGUCAAACUUAUCACAUCGUACACGGAAUUACGUUAUGAAUUAUUAGGAUCUAUUCAAUGUUACGGCCUAACUCGAAAUCCAAGUACUCAAGAAUAUAUGUUGGUUAGCGAAUAUAUCAAAGGAGGCGAUUUACGAAAUUAUCUUUCCAGAAACUUCAAAAACAUGAAGUGGCUUGAAGAUAAAUUGCAAAUUCUUAUUUCAAUCGCAAAAGGAUUAAAAUUAAUUCAUGAAUCAGGGUUUGUUCAUCAUAAUUUACACUUGGGAAAUGUGUUGAUAGGAGAAGAUGGUUCGGCUUAUAUUUCAGAUCUUGGAUUAUAUCCCUUUAUCACCUUAUCUGAUCAGGAUUCAGAAAAUUUAAGAAACGAAGCAACGUCGAAAGGAAUAUUUGGAGUUCUUCCUUAUGUAGCACCUGAGGUAUUAGAAAGAAUUCUACCAUAUACAAAGGAAUCAGAUAUAUAUAGUUUUGGCAUUAUAAUGUGGACACUUUCUUCAGGAAAAAUAUAG
Racocetra fulgida is the source of this 1140-nucleotide messenger RNA. Lineage: Eukaryota; Fungi; Glomeromycota; Glomeromycetes; Diversisporales; Gigasporaceae. The record is from the annotation of a GenBank genome assembly.